Messenger RNA from Oryctolagus cuniculus (rabbit), 910 nucleotides. The record is from RefSeq and is a predicted model, not a curated record. Lineage: Eukaryota; Metazoa; Chordata; Mammalia; Lagomorpha; Leporidae.
GUUUCCUGACUUCUGGAGGAAGUGGCCGUGCGUCACUUCCGGCCUCCCUCUAGCUGCCAUCUUGCGUCCCCGCGUGUGUGCGCUUAAUCUCAGCUGGUCUGCCCGAGACCCCCUGAGCGCCAACCCUAGUCCCCCGCGCGGCCCCAUUUCCGCUCGGACAAGAUGAAAGAAACUAUCAUGAACCAGGAAAAACUCGCCAAACUGCAGGCACAAGUGCGCAUUGGUGGGAAAGGAACUGCUCGCAGAAAGAAGAAGGUGGUUCACAGAACAGCAACAGCAGAUGAUAAAAAACUUCAGUUCUCCCUAAAGAAAUUAGGGGUAAACAAUAUCUCUGGUAUUGAAGAGGUGAAUAUGUUUACAAACCAAGGAACAGUGAUCCACUUUAACAACCCUAAAGUUCAGGCUUCUCUGGCAGCAAACACCUUCACCAUUACAGGCCACGCUGAGACAAAGCAGCUGACAGAAAUGCUCCCCAGCAUCUUGAACCAGCUUGGCGCAGACAGCCUGACUAGCUUGAGGAGGCUGGCCGAAGCGCUGCCCAAACAAUCUGUGGAUGGAAAAGCACCACUUGCUACUGGAGAGGACGAUGAUGAUGAAGUUCCAGAUCUUGUGGAGAAUUUUGAUGAGGCUUCCAAGAAUGAGGCAAACUGAAUGGGGUCAACUUCUGAAGAAAGUAAAACUUGAAGAAGUUACUGGGAGCUGCUGUUUUAUAUUAUGACUGCUUUUUAAAAUCGUUUUGUUUAUGAUCUGAUAAAAUCUAGAUCUCUAAUAUUUUUAAGCUCAAGCCCCUUGGACAGUGCAGCUCUUUUCAGUUUUUGCUUAUACACACUUCAUUCUUUGCGGCUAAUUAAGCUGAAGAAGCCUGGGAAUAAAGUUUGAAACAAAGGUUAAUAAAUUUCUUUGCCUAGUA